AACGCCCCUCAGUCUUCAGAGAGCAGCUUCAUGUGUAGGAUCUCCACCCACGAGUACUCUCACUCCAUAGUAAUCUAGUGUAGGUAUCUAACUCAGUUUGUAGAGUUUCUAUGAAGACACUGGUUACACGGAUCUUCUCCUGAAACCCCAACAGGACAGCACAGGGCAGUGAUCUGUGGAACUACUCGCUACAUAGAUAUAAUCCUCUGCUUUGCUGCUCCUGUCCUGGUGGUCUCUUAAGAUAGCAGACAGUGGGAGACCCUCUGAGGACUUUUUGAUGGUGUUUUCCCGACUCACUCCGCUGGGAGUGUGUGAGAGAUCGGUGUGCAGAGCAGACCCGGCGUGUUAAAAUUCAGAAUGAAUAACCAGCUGAUGGCUCCGCCGGUGCCGCCUCACCACCCGAAGCCUCCCCGGCAGUCAGGCUCUGACGAGCGGGCGCUGAAGUGCGUGCUGCUCGGGGACGGAGCCGUGGGGAAGACCAGCCUGGUGGUGAGCUACACGACCAACGGAUACCCCACCAAAUACGUGCCCACAGCUUUCGACCACUUCUCUGCUGUCGUACAGGUUGAUGGACACCCAGUGAGACUGCAACUCUGUGACACUGCCGGACAGGACGAGUUUGAUAAGCUGAGACACUUCUGCUAUUCGCGCACAGAUGUCCUGCUACUCUGCUUUAGUGUGGUUAGCCCUGCCUCCUUCCAGAACGUGGGCGAGAAAUGGGUGCCUGAGAUCCGCCGGCGAUGCCCUCUGACUCCACUGCUGCUGGUGGGCACACAGUGUGACCUGCGGCAGGACGUUAAAGUGCUAAUCGAUUUAGCACGGCGGCGAGAAUGCCCUGUUCCAGAGCAGGAUGCCCGUACUCUUGCAGACAAAGUCGGUGCCGUGACCUACGUCGAAUGCUCGGCUCUCACACAGAAGAACUUGAAGGAGGUGUUUGACGCCGCCAUUGCUGCCGGCCUUCGGCAGGCAGACAGGCGAGCCAGGCGGGAACGCAAGGUUCGCAGUACAGCUGAUAAGAUGAAGAUGCUCUCCAAGGCCUGGUGGAAGAAAUACGUGUGUGUUCAAUAGCAAGAAGCAAAGGGGCGACUUCACCGACGCAAAUGGACAAAGUGACAAAGAGUGACUCUUGGCUGCUUUAGUGGACGUUGGGUGCCUCAGGCAGAUGGACUGCUAAUAAGUGACUGAGGAGCUGCUAUUGACGUGGAGGUCAGGAGUGUGAGGUGGGAGCAGUGUUGCUUCAGUGACAUGUUUACACUGCUAUGAGCCAUGCUACCGUCCUGGCAGUUUCACCAGCUUUUCUGCUAAGAGCUGUUUUAUGAGCUGUGACUGUCCCAGCUGUUCUGAACUCUUUAUCUGCUUCAGUUUGGUCAGCAAACAGGUUUACUUGGCUAUUGAAAACUCUGUAUGCUUGGAUAUCUCUGAGAUUUUCCCCUUGUUCACCAACCAGGUUCUGGUUUUGAAUCAUGCGCUCCACCUUCCUAUGUCACAAGACUUGUAUUUAUUUACUCAUGUCAGAUUAAUGUAGAUAUGAUUUAGUUUUUUUUUAUUUUCACAAUGGCACCCACAUGCUGGUGAAUAGAACCUGCUAAUAACACUGGUUAUCAACUUAAGAUCUGUUCCUAUGUUGAUUUGUUUUUUGUUUUUUUUUUUCGUUUCCCGCUCUCUCUAAGUAACGCUAUGCCCUAGUUCAAAUCAAUGGGCUGGUACUUCUUUAGUGGCCACGUCUAAAGUUUGAGGUCACGGUGCCAUGAUGUUCCUUACUCAGCUCAGUGCUUUGACAGCUGUUGCUGUUGUUGGUGGCCACCCAGUAAAUCACUUGUGACUUCUUUGAGUGUUAAGUGCUUCUCGUGUGGCACAAAAAGAAAACAAAGUACUGUACUGGCCAGCUCCCAUUUCAGACGCUUCAUUGGCAUUGGAUUAGCUUGGUUAAGUAACAUCAUAAGUAAUCCAAGAUCCAGUCAUGCCUAAAGUUUACAAAAUUUGAUCACCUUGGCAACAUGAUUUACACUGUACUUUGUGUACAGAUGGUUUCACAGGGACUGGAAGCUUUUGGGUAGGCCUGGCACAAUUAAAAAAUAUAUAUUUUUUGUUUGUAUAGUUGCAAUAAAGAAUAUUGUCAUUUUUAAAAGUAAAUUUUAUGCCACAUUGUAAUGAUAUGGUAUAAUAAUGCAAUUACAAACUGUUUUAAUAGCAAUGCACUUUUAAUUAUAAAGAAUAUUCAUCCUAACUAAAUAAAACAUUAAUAAAAUAUAACAACUAAAAUAAAAUACUGGUUCAAUCACAUUAAUUAGCUGUCCUUGCUUUGAAGAAAAAAAAAAAAAUGAACAACAGGUCAGCAAAAAUGAUUGAGGUCAUGCCCAGGCCCAUAUAUUGUACGAUAAGUUGAUAAUAUAAUUAUCGUGACAGGUCUACUUUUGCUUGUUUGUUUUAUUGGUAAAGCAUUGGUUUUACAUACAUUUGCCAAUGUGGAACAACAGCCUUUAUAUUUGAUCACACUAUAUUUUUUGUGACAUUAAUGUUAAUGACAAGCCAGCCCAAAUGUGCAGUUCCUUUGCUAUAUUCAAAAAAGCUUUAAAUGAAGUGCAGUUGUACUAGUUGUAUUGUCAAUGAGUUGAUAUAUAUAUUUGCUUCUUAUUAUUCAGAAGCCAUUUUGCUCUCAAAUGACUGAAGAAAGUUGGAAAUUAGCUUUAAGAUGUACCGCAAAAAUUGAUCAAAGCUGAGUCUGAUUUUUGUGUACACUUUACUGCUUUAGUGCCAUAACUUUAUCAGGGUAAAUCUGUAGAUUUGUACAUUUUAUAAUGGUAUAUAAUUGUCUCUUUGUUUCUAUGUCCCUGUAUGAUCACCCCUUAUGGUACAUGUGAGCAAAUGAGUGCUUUCUCAUGAUUAUCAUGGCAAAUAAAUUCAGUUCUUUGAAUUAAACCUGAAA
This is a messenger RNA of Astyanax mexicanus (Mexican tetra), 2926 nucleotides long. It is a transcript of the gene rhoub, whose product is annotated as ras homolog family member Ub. The record is from RefSeq and is a predicted model, not a curated record. The transcript is spliced from 3 exons. The coding region runs from base 358 to 1068 and encodes 236 amino acids. Gene Ontology annotation, molecular function: GTPase activity; GTP binding. NCBI's taxonomy places the organism in Eukaryota, Metazoa, Chordata, Actinopteri, Characiformes, Acestrorhamphidae. Gene Ontology annotation, biological process: small GTPase-mediated signal transduction.